Messenger RNA from Fraxinus pennsylvanica, 486 nucleotides. Lineage: Eukaryota; Viridiplantae; Streptophyta; Magnoliopsida; Lamiales; Oleaceae. The record is from the annotation of a GenBank genome assembly.
AUGAUGGCCAAAAUUCAUUGUGAUCAGCUUCAACAGCUCAAGGAGAUAUUUAAUCAAUUCGAUAUGGACCAGGAUGGCAGCCUUACGCUGCUUGAGCUAGCAGCCCUCCUCCGAUCCCUCGGCCUUAAACCGGGUGGUGAUCAAGUCCAUGUCCUAUUGGCUAAAAUGGAUUCCAAUGGUAAUGGCUCCAUAGAAUUCAACGAAUUGGUCGAUGCCUUAUUGCCUGACUUGAAUGAGGAGGUUUUGCUCAACCAGGAGCAAUUAUUGGAGGUUUUUCGGUCUUUUGAUCGCGAUGGAAAUGGCUAUAUAACCACAGCAGAGUUGGCCGGUUCAAUGGCAAAAAUGGGACGCCCCCUGACAUAUCGUGAGCUAACCGAGAUGAUGCAAGAAGCAGACAUGAACGGCGAUGGUGUCAUAAGUUUCAAUGAGUUUGCCAGCAUCCUCGGAAAAUCUGCUGGCGAAUACCUUGGACUCACUGUGUCCUAA